Molecule: messenger RNA, 544 nt
Organism: Parasteatoda tepidariorum (common house spider)
Lineage: Eukaryota; Metazoa; Arthropoda; Arachnida; Araneae; Theridiidae
Source: RefSeq, a predicted model, not a curated record
UUCAAAUGGUUUAGGAGAAAUGUACAAUUUUCGAUUAGAAUCUUUAUUACCAGCGUAUGGUAACAAUUUAUGAAGAGAGUUGUUUUAUUUUACGGGUUGUAAUGUAUGUAAUACAAAUUUUUAAAGCAUGCAUUGGAAUUUUCACUGUAUUCUGCUUUCUCUGGCAUGCUGUUUCUGGUGUUGGCGGGAGUUGCACAGCAUCGAGCGACUGUAAAAAGAAUCAAGUUUGUGUUAAAGGAGAAUAUACAGAGUGCAAAAAAUUUGCUAAUGAAGGUAUGCUAUGUACUAGUCAUCAACGUGAUAUCGAUUUUUAUGACGUUUGGCUUCAGUAUCCUCCAUGCGAUCCGAAAAAAGAUUUAGAAUGCAGGAGAAGAAGUGGACGGUAUGUGUGUGAUAAAAAGUGAGACAAAUCUCAUAGAGGAUUGAAAAAGAAUGGACUUCGAGAGGUGUGGACCAUUUCGGAAAUCAUAUUUAUACAAAUUAAAUGGAUUCGGAUGUUGAAAAAAGUUUACUCUGAGUCGAUAAAUAAAAAUUUGUAGAAAAA